CAUAGGCCAAGAGCACUAUUUGCACAAACGUGAAAAUUUAGUAAUAACAAUAGGAUAGAAUCAUUUGCCCGUGGUACCUUUGCACUGUUUCCUUGACUUCAGCCAAGUUAAACCAGUUGCUACUUAAGGAACAGGUCUUGCAACACCAAACAAACCCUAAAGGCUUUGAGUAAGGCCCAAGCAUUUUAAAGCACUGCCCUAGAAUAAGAGGAAUGUACUAAAAAGUAUACCAUUUGGGUUUAGAUUUUGUAAGUCUUACUUGGGGUCUUUGGUGAGCGGAUAUUCUAUAAACUAGAAGGAAAAGCAAAGUCCAACAUACUGAAAACCAGAAGUGACCAAUGUUUUUUAUACAACUUCAGGGAAAGGAUUUUUAGGGGUGUAUAAUCCUGACCCGCAACUAUUUCACAACUUCAUCAUGCUAAAUGAAGCUUCAUCACACCACAAAAAUAGGCCUUCUUCAGCAACAGCUCCAGUUAAGGCUGGCCAUGAGGAACGCAGGCCUUCCCGGGUACAAAGCCUGAGACCUUCAAACUCCACAUCAAAAAUCAUAUUUACUGGCAUCUUAAAUCCUACCACGUGCAUUAAUGUUAAUGUUACCAUCAUGUUCAUUGUCUCCAAGGAGCACUACCCAGUUUAUGAUGUAAACAACCUGUACAACACAAAUGCUGAAUUUGACUGGGGAGACCUUCGAAGCCUCAGAGAGCAAGUAAGAGAGGCCUCCCAAAAAUUCUUCUUCUUCCUUUUCCAGUUCCAGCACCCUGGUACCUACGUGCUACAGCUGAGUAGCAACAGGCACAAAAGAAUGUAUGUUAGGGUCAUGCCACUUGGAGGACAGUGUUAUGAAGAGGGACCAUUCUUCCCCACAACACCCAGAUAUGCUGUACAGGUGGGCAUUGCAAAAAACCGAGACCUCCUACUGAAACCUGACUGGACAGCAAUUACUGGAGUAAUCACAGGACUUCUCAUAUUGCUUAUUGCCUCUGUGGUAUUGGCACUUCUUUGUCAGGGACUUAGCUGGUCGCAGAAAGGCACUACCUGCCCUCCAUUUCGAAGGCAGCAGCUGAAGUAUAAUCUGGACAGCUAUUCCUCCAAUGUAUCAACAGUCUUUUCCAUUAAAAAAUGUCACCCCUCACUGCAGAACAAAGGCAGUAUGGAUGAUGACUCUUGCAGCACUGGUGGAACAGCCUGCUUCCUGAAAAGGGGUAAUGUUUGGGAGCCUGAAGAACAGAUUGACCUUGAAUCAUUUAAUACCAAUGUUUUCUUUGAACUUUUGCUGAGACAGUCACUAUCUGUUACAACCAAACUGGGCCAUUUCAAAGAAGAGGUGAAAAAUAUAUAUUGCAAGCUUACGAGUGAAAUAUCUUCACUGAAAAACCUUUGGAUAAAGACACUGAGUAUCCCAGAAGAGAUGGAGGCUUAUGAGAGCACAAUGACAGAGGCUUACUUAAAAGCAAAACAGCAGGCAGAAGAAGAGAUGCAGCAAAGGAAACAGUUGGCUGCUGAAUAUGAGGAAAGUGUGAACAAACAGAUGCACUUAUUACAGCAUGAUCUGAAAUGUCAGGAAGAGCAUUGUGUCAUGUUCAAUUCUGCCUUGAGAGAGGUGGUGAGAUUGGCAGAGAUGCUGACAAAUAAAGUGGCUUGUAAAGAAAACCAAACAACACUGUCUCAGCCAGACUGUGCAAGCCUGUUAGCCCAGAUAGAGGCUGCAAGCAGCAAGAUGUCAAGCAUAAUAAUAAAGGAGAGUCACCGCCUCAAAGCAUGGGGAGUACUGGGUGAAGGAACAGGAGCUCACCUUCUUAACAAAGCUAAAACCAGGAUACUUACCAAGGAAGAGCUAGUGGACUCAAAUGGCACUGCCCGAGCACCUGAUGUUGUCUGCGUGGAUCCUGUCACUGGAUUGUUAACUCCCUACCCACACUGCACCAUGCUGCUGACCAGUCAGUGCCCUGGGCCGGUACCUAGCAAUCAUUUUCUGCAUCCUGAGACUGGAAAGGUACUUCACGUAGCUGGUAACGUUGGUUAUGAUCCCAUCAGAUCUAGGCUGGUCUGUGCUGUUGAUUCUGCUUCAGGUGCUAAGCGUCAUAAGCCUGAAGUGCCCAUAUUUCCCUACAUUCCUUACCCAGUUUGUCCCAACACUGGCCUACCCGUGAAGACAAAACUUCCAGUCCUGUGUCCUGAAAAAAUGUUUGGUAUGGGAGGACUCAUGCUAGAUCCGGUGACAGAAAUAGAAGUUCCAGUGCUUGGCGUUACAAUCCAUCCUCACAGCGGGCAAAAGCUGACUGUUGGUGGGACAUACCUUAACCCUCUUACUGGCAUGUUGACACCUCUGGAGAUUGGGGGUCCUAUGACUGAGCCAGAGGGAGGCAAGAUUGUUCCAAUACUUGGAGUCGGUUUGGAUAGUAACACUGGAGAAGUUAUACCUCUAGGUGGGCUGGUGGAUCCUUCCAGAAACCUAAUGCUUCUUGGAGAUUCCUUCACCGAACCUCUGAGUGGGAAAACAGCGCGGGUACAUGGAGCUCACCUUCGGCAAGAUGAGGUGCUGCCCCACAGUGGAGGUUACCAAGCAGUGUUGGAAGCUGAAUGGCUGGUAUCGCAAACCGAUGUGGUGAAUGCUCUAAAGCAGUUUAAGGCAUCAGUUUUGGAAGAUACCUGUCUAGCAGCAGACAGAUUAGCAGCACUAAAGGCUUCAGUAGAAGAUAUGAAGAAAUCUUUCACCACUAGGUUUUAUCAUGCAAUACAUUGCUUGCAAAGCCUGGAGAAAAAACGGGAAAUAGCUUCAAGUCUCAAGAGUAACGGUGGUAAACUGGGUAUGAUCAAAUAUCCUGGCACAGAGAUGUGGAUCCCUGCAGUGUUUGGAAUGAAAAUCCCAGAUCCUGGUGGGUCCAGUUUGAUGGUGCCAAUUCUGGGAAUAGACUGUGACUGGAACACUAGGCAGCCUUCCCCUCUCGCAGGAACAAUGGAAGACAGAAACGGAAAAGGCCUUGUCCCCAUCACUAUUGGUGCCAGAACCAUAAGUCCAAUUACAGGUGAAAUUGGGCCUGUUAUAGGUGCUCAAACCAACCCCUGGACACACAAUGUAAUUCCUACUGUUCAGUCUCUUGGAGUUUUACCAAGAAGAGCUACAGAUCCAGAUCUGCUGGACUUUCUAGAAAAGGAAAUAAAUUCAAAGCAUAUAUACUGGCAUUGCAGAAGAAAAAAGGAAGAAGGGCUUCUUAAAAAUCUGAUCUCUCUAAUUCUUCAUGUCCUUGAUGCUGCAAAAGAGGGGAAGGCACAGAAGAUAAAAUACAAGGAAAAAGUAAAAGACAUUGAGGAAAUGUGCCAUUUUCUUAAAGGGUCCUCUCUGCAGGAAGCUGAGAGACGAACCUCAAAAUAUUUCAGUAGCCAGAUGGCCACCGAACUAUCCUUACUAUUCAAAGCUGACAGAGAUGAAAAAGAACAGGAAAUACAGGUUCUGUUGGAGAUCAGAAAGGCACUGGAGAAGCUGAUGGAGUUCAUCGAAAAGAUGCAACUAGAAGAAGAACGAGUAUACAUGCAGCUGAUAGAGAGAGAAAAGCAAAGGAGCCACAUCUCAAGUAUUGAGACAGUAACAAACUUGAAGCUCAGAAAGGUCAUACUUGCCCUAGCCUCUGAGUCUCAGGAAUGUAUACUGAAACAACAAGCUAGUGUGGAGACUGCAUACACCAAACUGGAAUAUUUGAGGGACUUGUCAAAUAUCCAGAUGCAGCAGGCAAAGAUGCUUUUCUCUGGGUCACAACAGUGUUUUGAAAACUAUCAGACAACCAAAUUUUAUGGCAUUAAUGGGAUCUCACAUAGUACAUACAAGAUCAUCCAACAAAACCUGAUCCCACUACUCAAGUCUACGGUUCAGAUGCUGGAGGAAAAUAGCAAUAGUGUAUCACCUGAGACAUCAGGCUACUCAUCAAGGAGCACUUUAAAUGCUCAUUCAGAGGCAUUAAGAGCUGAAGCAAGUCAGGAAACCGCUUCAGCUUCCAUAGUAUCACCUGUUCUGCCCACUUCACAUUCAGAAAGGAUCAGCCACAUACAACAAGAAAUCCAUACAAGGUUUUUCUUUGAGAAGCAUGCUUGUGAACUGGCACAUCUGGAACUGUCCCUACUGACAGAAGAAAUAAACGCUAUCUUUUCCUUUUAUGAAUCAUCCAAGGCUAAGGAAAAGGAAUACCAUAAAGGAAAUUGGUUUCAGGGGAUGAAAACCAGUAAAGGAACAGAAGCAACCACCACAAAAAAUUCACUUCUGAAAGAACUGUCAGAACACCACCACCACACUGAACAAGCCCUCCGUCAGAAACAACUGGAAGAAAUCAAGCCUUCAGGCCUCAUCCCAGAGUUAACAGUGCCCAAACAGACCCUACAUUUUCUGGAAGAAAUUCCAGAUCAGUUGUCAAUUUGUCUUCUUGGCUUACAAAUCCCAGAUUCUAACUUCAUUGAACAGCAAAAACUACAUUCUUGGGAAGUCAAGCAUUCACCAGACUCUCUAACUCAAAUACUACAAGUUUCAGCAGUGAAGAUAGUAAAGCUGGAAGCUCUGAGGCAAGCAUGUCUAUACAGAGUCCUGGAUCUCUACAGCAACCUUCAGAUUCUGACUUGCCCAGAAGCUGUGACAAGGAUUCUGAACAGUUUUGACUACAAAAAUACUGGUGAAGAAGUAGCCCGAGAGGUCGCCCAGACUAGAGAGAAACAGCAAGUAGCAAGAGCAGUGGCCUUUCUUCACAAGCAUCAUCAGGAAGGGGAUUUGCUUAAAGGUUUAAAGGAAGAAUCAGAAGCUGAGCUGAGAAACAUGCAGGCACAAUUUAGACUGGAACUUCAAACACAGACAGAGGAAAAGAUGCAAGCCAAAGAAAUGCAAGUCAUCCAGGAGACCGAAGGAAAGAAGUUAGGGAAUCUUGUGGCAUAUUUCAUCCUAUCUCAGAGACACCUGCGGCAAACAGUCAUUAUGCUACAAGAUUGCUACAAGCUCAAGAAGAUUGCCUUGAGGUCCCAAAAGGAGGGCACAGGCCUGGAACAACUUGUUGUAGAAGAAUUAUUGAUUGAUGAUGACACAAGGGACAUUUCACAUCUCCUGAAGGACAACACAGAGUAUAUAUUUUUAGUGCUGGAAUUUAUACAAAGUCUAAGAUUGUUACAACUGAGGGAGACACAGUUUAAGGAAAUAGUCAGAAGCCUAAAAGGCUGCAUCCAGGAAAAGUUUGUGGAUGAAGCUAACAUCACAGCCAAUGAACUGAAAAAAUUCAGAGAGCAGAAAAUGAGAAGGCUGGAGGAACAGCUGAAACUCUUCCUGGAAGAUAAAACAACAAAGAAGAAUAUUUCAAGUAAUCUUGAUCCAUUGCAGAAGAAAAAUGCCACCUUGAAAACAGAAGAAACAACAGAAAAAAGACAAGACCUCUGGCAGACUUUCCAAGAGAAGCAUCUGGACCUCAAAGAAUCUCACAUAUGGCAAAUAUCAGAUGAAAGAGCAAAGCUGCAGGAUCAUCUGCUCUGUGGAGAACAGGAAAGCAGGAUGAAGCCCACAGGGUUUGAUUCUACAGCAUACAUUGAGCAGCAUAAUAGGUACUUGAUGAAAGAAUGCAGUGAAACAAAAGCUUUCUUAGGAAAGGAUUUUCAUCCAGAUUUGAAGAAGGUAAGAAUGAGACCAGAAGAAGAAAAAAAAGAAAAAGAGAUGCAGCAAAACAACAGUCCUCUAUCAUCUAUCACCAAGUCUUUCUGGGUUCCAGGGAUACAUCAUAAGGCAGAUGACCAGCUCCUAUUGUUCUUGACUAAGAAUAUCAAGGUGCUGAAGCAGGCAGAACACCUGAUGGUAUCCAGAAUCAUUCUUCUGAAUCCACAGUUUACAACACCUUCACUGUAUGGUGGUGAUAAAGCUAAGUGUAUAAAAACAUCUUUUCUUCUUGGUCUUCUGAAAGACGUGAAUGAUGAGCUCCAAAGUCAUGCAGUGGCAGCUGGACUACUAGAAAGCCAAAGGCUGGACAAAAAAACAGCAAGUACUUCUCAGGGUAUACAGGAUGCCUUGAUGACCCAAGAAGGAGAACUAACAGUAGUUGAUCCCACAACCCUUUCUACAAGAGAGUUUGUCAUAUAUCAGUAUGGCAUCUCCAUCCUACAGUUUCUCAGAUUUCACAUUGAUGCUCCAGAAAUUAAUCUGUGUGUUGCCUCCAGUGUACCUCUUAGUAAUGCCACAGGCAAUGCCUUCAGAAACUCUUUCUUUUAUCAGAAUUCAAAGAACAAACUAUUCAUUUUAAGGGAUUGCCUGAGCUCUGCUGGAAGUUUCCUUCUCCUCCUCGUGCACUGCUUAGCUCAUAUCACUGCUGCUGACUUCAACCACGACACCAAUCCACUCUUUCUGAGGCUUUUUUAUCAGGCACUAAAGGCUUGUCUUAGUGAAACAUUCUCUCUCAGACUCCAGUUGUCAACAGUUCUCCAGGGUGAUAAAUCUUAUGGGAUAAGUCAGAUGUUGCUAAAGGAAGAACCAUUCUGCAAGGAGGAAAUAAAUCUCAUCUCCCAACUUUUUGAGGUGAAAGUGAAAAACCUCACAGACAUGGAAGGCUUUGAGAAGAACAACCUCUUGCUCCAUAAGAAAUCUGAGGAACUACUAAAUGACAAGUUGCUUGUGAAGAAAAAAGAGCAUUUCCUUUGUGCCUCGAGCAGCUAUGAAAAGGGCAGCUUUGGAUGGAGGACAUGCUUUGAAGAGGAAACCUGCGCUUACUUGUCCCUUUCAGAACUUGAGGAUAAAGUGGAUGUGUUAACUGAAGAGCUGGUACACAUCAUAGAGGAUGAACACCAGUUUUUAAACAGUAAAGGCAAUGAAGACUUGCUUUUUUACUACCUUGAAAUAAGUAGUUUGGAGAAAGACUGUUUGGUAAAACAAAUAAAUGCAUUAGAAGAGAAAAUAGCCCUAGGCAGAAAGUUGUAGUGGUACUCAAAAGACGACUUGGUGCUUUGGUUCUAACUUGGUCCUCUGCGUUUGUCCUCAGGCUUUAAGCCACAGUAAAUCUUGUAUUUUUAUUUUAACUAUAGUGUAUUUUUCCCCUUCAUACAGCUCAUUAAAUUAGGAGUGAAAGCAAUGUAGUAAUUUAAGUGACAAGACUUUAAGUGACUGGUGUUUCUGGCUAUAUCCAAGCGGUCAAAAGACAAACAUUGUUGCAAAAGCUUAGACUCAGAGUUUUCAGGAACAGAAGCAAA
This is a messenger RNA of Harpia harpyja (harpy eagle), 7194 nucleotides long. RefSeq lists its product as uncharacterized. The coding region runs from base 416 to 6925 and encodes 2169 amino acids. The transcript has 37 exons. The record is from RefSeq and is a predicted model, not a curated record. NCBI's taxonomy places the organism in Eukaryota, Metazoa, Chordata, Aves, Accipitriformes, Accipitridae.